AUGUCGGAAUUUCUGUCUGUAGUGGAUGGUGACAGUGGAGUUCAGGUGGUUGAUGGAUGCAGUGGAGUGAAUGUGGUCGAGCACAGCGGCGACAGCGGUGUCCAUGUAGUGGAUGGCGACGGCGGUGUCCAUGUGGUGGAACAUAGCGAUUACCCCGACCAUGGUGGUGUACACGUAGUGGAUGGUGACUACCCUGGCCCUGGAGGGGUACACGUCGUGGGUGGAGAGGAACUCCAUAUUGUCCCUGAUAGUGGCUUCGCUGGACCCGGUGGUGGUGGGGUGUCUGUUGUUGGGGACAGCUAUGAUUAUGGCAGUGGAGUUCAUGUUGUAGAUGGUGAGGUAGCGGCAAGGGAAGGGGAAGUGGACGUUGUGGAAUAA
Parnassius apollo (apollo) is the source of this 378-nucleotide messenger RNA. Lineage: Eukaryota; Metazoa; Arthropoda; Insecta; Lepidoptera; Papilionidae. The record is from the annotation of a GenBank genome assembly.